AUGUGCUCCCGCGGCCCCUGCCACGACCACGAGUCCUCCUGCCACGGAUCCCGCUCUUCCAGCCACAGAUCCUGGUUCUCCUGCCUCAGGUCCCGCUCCUCCUGCCACGACUCGGAGCCCUCCUGCCACUACCCCGCGGAGAGGCCGCCGGUGCCGAAAUGCUCCUACGUGACGUCGUCCUGCUGUCCCCCCGCGCAGCGUUAUUGCCCCCCGGGGCCCUGCUGCCCCCAGGUCCCCUAUUGUCCCCAGGUCCCCUACUGCCCCCAGGUCACCUACUGCCCCCAGGUGCCCUACUGUCCCCAGUACACCAAGAACAUCUGUAACCUGCCACCGGCUUGCCCCAAGUAUUGA
This is a messenger RNA of Myiozetetes cayanensis, 351 nucleotides long. Its product is annotated as putative small proline-rich protein 5. The record is from RefSeq and is a predicted model, not a curated record. Lineage: Eukaryota; Metazoa; Chordata; Aves; Passeriformes; Tyrannidae. Bases 1 to 351 code for a protein of 116 amino acids. The transcript has a single exon.